This is a messenger RNA of Papilio xuthus (Asian swallowtail), 6878 nucleotides long. RefSeq lists its product as uncharacterized. The record is from RefSeq and is a predicted model, not a curated record. The coding region runs from base 231 to 6776 and encodes 2181 amino acids. Lineage: Eukaryota; Metazoa; Arthropoda; Insecta; Lepidoptera; Papilionidae. The transcript has 13 exons.
UUGACGUUUUUGAAACAUUUGAUAAGAAUGUGUACUUACUAAGGAAAUGCUAAAUUUUAUACGAUAUAUGUUGCAAUAAUUCACUGGCUGAUAAAUCUUUGUUAAUAAUGUCAGUGUACCCUGUGGAGGAGUGGCGCGGCUGUUACCGGCCUGACUUCGCCUACUCGAUACUGCGACUACUUAAAAUGACUCACAUUCCACUUCCGUACAACUAAGUCAAGCCUCACAAGAUGGACACCACAGACACUGCAGUCAGUAUAACAAACAACCAACCCACAACAAUGCAUAUUAUAAUAGAAAACCAACCAGACGACACUAAAAGCAGACUCAUCAUUCAACCAAUACCUAGUAAACAAAAAGAACAAUUUCAAUCAAAAUCAUCCCAAAUUGAUACUAAGAAGUCACUGCAAGCUUCGACCGGGUUCCAAACACAUCAUGACAGAUUAGUUACAACAUAUCAGAUUGCACAUUGUAAUGUUAUCCCGGCAUCAGCUUCUGCCGGUCCCACGGAGUACCCUGUUCAAGAAGCGCAACAAGGUUCGUUUCGCAAGAGCCGAGUGGCCCAAGUGGCAGACUCGUUCGCACAGUCUCUACGCAAGUACCCUCGAGCACUGCCGGAGUUUGCGCGCUCCUCUGAAGUGAUAGAGCGAUUGUUAUCGUCCACGCUUGCUAAACGACUCGGUAAAUCGAAAAAGAGUCAUUCGAAACGUAACAAGAAGACCAAGUGCCACCAUGAGGUCCCCUGCCUCAAGAAACUUCACCUGUACCCGCGGCGUCAGAGAAUCCCAUGUGACUGCAGUAAGACAGCAGCUCAAGUUGCUAUGAACGUCCAGUCUACUUCUUCAGGGAUGUCCAGUCCCAAGAAGCAAUUUACGGAUUUUGGGUUGAGAGAGAUGUCGCGGCUGCAGCGCAUGGGAGGUGGCGCGGAGGUACGCUACCUAAACGAUGUAAGGAAAUGCAUUCGUGACGCCAUCAAACACGUCUGGGACAACGACGCUAUGGUUUGUCCAGAAAUCGAGCGACGGUUCCUACAGCACCAGAAGGAAUAUCACAGUCCCAACAACGAUAUGGCUUGCGAGACCUUUUGCAUUGGUGCAAAAAGUCUUCCAAACAAAGGGUUGUUAAAAAACCAAACAGAGCCAGAGAAACAGCUUAAAAAUGAAGUGGAUACCAAAAUGUGUUACAAAUGUAAAAAAAUCGUACCCUGCGAAUGUCCACAGCCGACGAUAAAAGAUUCUCCAACAAAUAUACGCUUAAGAGUUGGUAAAUGUUGUGAUCGAAGUACAAGUCUCGAAGACCAUAUGAAUACUUCUUCUUGCUGUCAUUUGUGUAAAGAAGAACAAGAAUAUUCCAGCCAGCUACUCAAGCAAGUGAUUGACUGGCAACAGGAAAUACCACUUAACGCCGAUUGCUCUGAAGAAGAUAAAGCCAAAAGGCAACAGAUUAUAAGAACCUUAGUAAAGUCCUUACUGAGAUUUAAAGGUAUGGAAGAUAAACAAAAAGAAGAAAUUAAAAAAGUUCUAGAUAUAUUGCCAAUGUGGCGACCUGUAGAUAAAAACGAUCGUGACCUAUUUAUAAAUAAUCUUAUAGAAAAUCUUAUAAUUCGUAUAUCCCUUUUAAAAGAUGAAGAUAACAGUUUAAAAACAAUUAUCAAUGAUUGGAUUGAUAAGUUUUUCUUUAAACAGAAAACACUUGAUAAAAGAGUCGUUAGAAAAGACAAUAUUUUAAAUAAAUUUAUGGUUAAAAUUGCAUCUCUGAAAUUAAACGAAAAAUCAAAUAAGAACGAGUAUAACGAAGCUGUUCGAUCUCAAGUUAACGAUUUGUUUAAAAAACUUCUCGUUCAAAGUCCCGAUGUAAACUUUAUUAAUAAAGCUGCAGAUGAAUUAAUACAUGAAUUGAAUAAGGUUCUUAGUAAGAAAAGUGACACUCUUAACCGUAAAUACGGCACAAGCAAGGAAGUAACUAUGCCGGAAACAUCAAAAGUACUUUUGGAUAUGGACUUAAAUAAGAUUUUGGAAAAUGGGAAUAUUGUCCAAAAAACAACAGCCCAAAAUAAAGUUAAAGAUGAUAUAAAAAAAAUAAUUGAGAUUACUAAAACAAAUAAUUUGGAUCCGAGAACUGAAAGUCUAUUGAUGGAAGCACUUAUAAUGAAAGUCAAAGCUUUGUCUUCAUCGAUGUGUUCAAAUUCGGACUUUAUUAAAAAUAAUACAAAUAAAAAUACAAACAUGCAAGAAAUUAUCGAAAUGAAAGUGAAACAAGUUGUAGAUCAGUUACCUCUCGCUAUUGCUAAUAAUAUGAAAAGCGUAUUAAAAGAUGAAAUUGUUGAUGUUAUAUCCAAAAAAAUGGGUACAGAGUCGUCACUUAAAUUACCCAAAUCAUUAAAAGAGGAGAUUCGAAGUUACGUAAGAGAGCUAGUGUCCGGUGUACUGAAAGCUAAUGCUGGGGAUAUGAGAAACCAGAAAAAAAUCCAAAACGACUUAACAAAUCUUAUUGCGGACCAAAUAAUAAGAUGUGACAAUACUAGCAACUUCAAAGAGAAAGCGUACACAUUAUUAAGAGAAGCAAAUGUAUCUAAAAGUGAAAUGGAGGAUGUUUAUAAUUCUCUUUUACGGCAUACGAUUGAUAUGUCGUUAAGUUUAAAACAUAAAACACAUCUGUCGGCACCACUAUCAAGAGAUGAAACAAUCACGAAACGGACGGACCAAUUCGAUUCAAAACGAACAGAAAAUGAAGUUAUUAGUUUCAUAAGUCAUAUUAGUAGUAAUUUAAAUACAAACUUAAAAGAAAAAUUGAUGAUAUCUGCAAACCAAUUAGCGGAUAAAAUGGAAAAGAUAAUAUCUGACGUUAAAUAUUCUAGUAAAGAAAAAGAAGAAAAACUAGCCAAAUUAGUUUUUAUUUUUUUUAGAAACCAUGGCUUGCCAGUAGAUGAUUCGUCCAAGCAUAGAAUUAUAAAAUGGAUUCAUCGACUUUUAAAUUCUCCGCAAGAAGCAUCGACACCGAAACAAAAAUUGACUGACAAUUACAUUUCAAACCCAACUUUAUCGUCAAUUCAACAAGAUGAUGACUUUAAAACUCUAUCCCAGGGCUCUCUUGUUCAAAUUUACGAGAACCCUUCAUUAAAUAAUAUAUCACAUGAAGUUGUUAAAUGCAUUGAGAGGAUUCCCUCAGGCCGCAUGAUUUCUCAUGAUAGAAAUUAUCAUAGAAUGGUUGCCAAGGAAAUUGCACAACGAUUACGAGAGGCAGCUAAUCAAAGUUCAAAUCCUGAAACGGCACUUAAACAGACAGUAAUACGGUGGUUACCAAAACUAGUAAAGAAACCCAAUGAAACUGAACUAAUCUGGAUGACAUCUAUCUUAAAAAAAAUAAUGGAGGACAAAGAAUUGUCUGAGUUUUCUACGCGACCUGGAUAUCAACGUCAUUACAUGGGUCAAGCACCCGGUACUCCCGCGUCAGAAUAUCAAAGUACUGAAGCAAUUAGAAACGCUAUCAUGAACUGGUUGAAAGAAACGUCCCUGUAUCAAAACAGAAAUAUUCAUGAAAAACGAUUUCAAGAAAAUUUGGUGUCAGGCCUUGCCCACGAUUUAAAUCAAGUUAUUAGUGACACUGAAAAAUCUAUUAAUGAUGACACUAUACUUAAAUUAUUGGAAACUAGAAUAAAACAAUUCCCAAUGGAGGCAACAGCAAAAUGUGAUAAAAGUUAUCACAGAAGUUUGGCUUUUGAAAUAUUAAAAUAUUUAAAAGACGCACAGUUAAUACCUAGCCACAAAAAUUCUUCAUUGGAUGAGGUAACUAGACAUGUACUACGAUGGAUCGACAAAAUACCACACGACCGUAUUAUUUCACAAGAUGUAAAACAUCAAAAAGCAAUAGCAAAAGAAAUUGCAAAGCGUGUAAUAGAAACAAAAAACCAAACCCAGAAUCCUGAUUUAGCUCUUGAAUGCGAAGUUCUGCGAUGGUUACCUAAAAUUGUUAAAGAGCCUACAGAAACAGAACUGCACGGUUUGAAAGGUAAUUUGAAAAAGAUUGUAAAUUAUGAUGCUUCUAUAAAUGGCCUGUUGACAGAAACGAAUCAAUACGUUGAGGCUUUAAAGUACGCUCUUAUGAAUUGGUUAAAAGACUCAGAAAUGUAUCACAGACGUAACAAACAAGAAGAGUUGUGUCAAGAAACUGUGAUGGCAAAUCUUGCAUUAGAUUUAGACCGCAUUAACAAUAACUUACCACCAAAUCAAAAUAUAGAUUUCGAAAGAUAUAUAUUAAAAAUGAUAGAAUCACGACUCAAAGAAUUACCAUUGAACCAAAGAGUUCAAAAUACUGACAAUUAUAAUUAUACAAUGGCUAUAGAUCUGUUAAAUUAUUUAAAAGAUCUGAAUUUGCUUCGAAGCAUACGAAAAACUCCCGACGAAUCAAAAAAGAAUGUAACCUUUUGGAUUGAGAGUUUGCCACUGAAGUGGGCUAUUAGCACACACGAAGCUAGAAAAACAGCUGAUAGGAUUUAUUCCAUUUUGUCUGAUUAUUUAGACAAUGAUUUAGGAUCAACAAACUCAAAUAAACAUUUAAAAAGUAUUAUAAUUAAUGUGCUCAAAGAGUUGCCCUUAAGAGAAGAAUUCAAAAAUGAACAGAAAUUAGAAAUAUUAGUAGAAAAUUUAUUUAUAAUAUUAAAACAUCAUACAAAAGAUCCUUACGGAACAAAUAAUUCUGUAAAUAUUGCUUAUUCUGGUAAUAACAGUACACACUUAUUGGCAACAGAAUUAGCGAAUAAAUGUGCUUACAUUCCAAUUGAUUCAGCACAAGGUCCAGAAGAUGCAAGAAAAGUUAGAGAAGAACUCGUUUCUGGAUUAGUUAAUAUAAUUAACAAGCAACAUUUAAAUUAUGCUUGGAGAAAUGGAGAUACGUUUUAUGAAACCAUUAUCAGGAAUGAAGUUGAACAGUUACUAAAUACUUUAAAAGUAAAUGAACACUGUAAAAGAAAUCUAUUUUCAUUUAAAAAUUAUUUAGUCGACGUUAUGAAAGACGUUUUUAAAACAAAACAAAAAGAAAAAUUCAUAGAAAAUUACAGACAACAACUUUAUGAUAUUAUAGAGAAUACAUUACCAACGAAUACAACUUUAUCUUCAGAUCAACAGACAUCUUUUAAUGAUUUAAAAGAAAAAUUAGUUGAGGCAUUUGUUACAUUGGUUAAAACAACGGAUGUGAACACAGGAAAAUUCAAAGUUAUUCUUAAAAAUGAGGUCAACAAAUUUUGCAAUGAUUAUUUGAGAAGAUAUCCUGCCACACCUUUAGACACGGAUAAACUGUGCAAUAAUUUAUUCAGUGUCUUACAAAAUAUACGUAUUCCUGAAACAAAAUCCCCAAACUAUUCAGAUGAAAUUAAUUAUACGAAAAACAAAAUUAAAGACUACUUGGAAGAACUACCUUUAAAGGUUACCGAUGAAAAUAUAUUACUCAGGAAUCAUUUUGUAAAUUUAAUUCAAUACUAUUUAGAAAAUCCAUCUGAGAUACAACAUAGUAAUUUGAGGGACAAAAUAACGGAGAAAAUUAAACAGUUUACAUUUUUAUCCGAACAUAAACCAAAUUUUGCAGAAAUUACCGAAAAUAUACUUAAAAUAUUAUAUAACAAUGAUCAAAUGAACAAAGCACACAGGCAAACUUUACAACAGGUAUCGAGAAGUUUACAAAACAAUAAUGUGCGUACAUUAGAUAAAUUAGACAAGCAAACGAGUAAUAUCAAUAUAGCAAAAGAAACAUUAACUUAUGAUUUACCUGUAGAAGACGGAGACAAUAUCAUUCGUGAUCAUUUUAAGGAAUCUUUCCGUGAAUAUAUAAGAUAUCAACAAGUAAAUACAGGUAACAAAGAUGUCCAAGUUAAUGGAACUCCAAAUGGCAUAGAAAACCAAAUUAAUACGAGACCAGAUUUGAUUGGAAAGAAUGAAAGUGAUUCUCCCACGUGUUCGGAAUUUAAUUGUUGUGGUCUGAGAGAAACAGAGAAUUGUUUAGAAACUCUCACAUGUCAAAGGCAUAUUAGAACGAAGUGUGCACAAACUGAAAAAGUAAACGACUUAUCUCCUCGUAUUAUCGUUAAAGAGUACUAUUGGGAUUCAAACGAUAACGAAAUGGUAAGUUCACACCAAGAGUUACAAGGUAUGCAUAAUGAGUUGCGACGAACUGUGCCGUCGUUGCCGUUCAGUAAAGUCGAUUUGCCCGCUCCUCACUGUAGAUCUCGGAGACAAUGUUUAAAAAGCCCCUGUAUAUCACAUAUUUCUAUGGCUGAAGGUAACAUAGCUAAUUUUCAAAUGAACCAACCUUCAGUCGAAGAAGAAAUUUGGGCGACAAGAAAAUUACCAGUUACAAGAUAUAGACAGUCCAACAUAAGUUUGGGAAGAAAUAUUGAUAGACCGGAUGUUAUUCUCAAGCCGGUAUCAGAAUCAAAGACUAAAAGACAGAACUUUUGUAACGAUCAAAAUGGUUAUGGUAUAUUUGAUGAUGAUAAAAGACGAAGUAAGGAUUGUUGUUUAACGUCUGAAUUGACAGAGCGUGGUAGCGUCACAAGACCUCAUGUAAACCCGGCUACCGAUGUGGGAUACUCACUAGCACAAGAGAGAGAUGAUAAAAAGAAAUGCAACUGUUAUGGAUACGUGCAUCAAAAGAUUAUAGGCGGACCUUCGCCUGAGUCCAGUGGAGUGGUGAGCCAUCACAGCCAAUGUCCUAGCAACAUAAAUAACUGCGUCAAGUGUCGAGGUGGAAUCUGCCUACAUCCGAGUUACAUUUACUUCAAUUAGACUGAUACAAAAUUUAAACUUUAUAUCAACAAGAAUUUUUGAGGUUAGAAAUUUUCUCUAUCUUUAUCUCUUUACCUUAUUCAAAUAAAUUCUAUAAUAUUC